AUGCAGUCAGCUUAUGUUCCUGGCAGGCUUAUAUCUGAAAAUAUUUGUUUAGUUCAGGAAAUAGUGCAAGCUAUGAAGAAAAAAGAUGAUAAAUUCAGGCAACUUAUCUCUCAGUGUAUUUCUACCACACAGAUAGAAGUCAUGUUGAAUGGUUCUCAUAUAACGGCGUUUAAACCAACUCGUGGAAUUAGACAGGGUGAUCCUCUAUCACCCUAUGUUUUUAUCCUAGCUAUGGAUUCUUUCUCUAGGUUUUUAGCACACUGUGAAGCAACGGGGAAAAUAACAGGACAGCUGCUAAACUUCAAUAAAUCAGCCGUGUACUUCAGUUCUAAUCUUCUACCUGAAGACUGUCAAACCAUCGGUGGAGCUCUUCAAGUUAGAUAUUUAAACAUCUCAGAUGAAAAGUACCUUGGUCUUUCUUUUUUUGUAGGCAGGAAGAAGCGAAUUCGUUUCUCCAUACUCUGUGACAAGAUGGAUAAUAAAUUUGCAAGGUGGAAUGGUGAAAAUAUGUCUGAGGUAGCAAGAUCAUUUAUGAUCAAGAAUGUUUCCAAUGCAAUACCGAUUCAUCACAUGACCAGUUUCAGUUUACCAGAUGCCACUAUUAAAUAG
Molecule: messenger RNA, 609 nt
Organism: Papaver somniferum (opium poppy)
Lineage: Eukaryota; Viridiplantae; Streptophyta; Magnoliopsida; Ranunculales; Papaveraceae
Exons: 3
Coding region: 1-609 (202 amino acids)
Source: RefSeq, a predicted model, not a curated record